This is a messenger RNA of Theobroma umbraticum, 800 nucleotides long. It is a transcript of the gene FDC1, whose product is annotated as 2Fe-2S ferredoxin-like superfamily protein. Gene Ontology annotation, molecular function: 2 iron, 2 sulfur cluster binding; electron transfer activity. Lineage: Eukaryota; Viridiplantae; Streptophyta; Magnoliopsida; Malvales; Malvaceae. The record is from RefSeq and is a predicted model, not a curated record. Gene Ontology annotation, cellular component: chloroplast. Gene Ontology annotation, biological process: electron transport chain.
ACACUUGCAAAAGCAUCCGAGGUGGCCUCAACGAGGGAAAAUAAUUGGGCAAAAGCCUUAUCCUCUCUACAACCACAAAUUCCUUCCCUACGCUCAAAAGAGCUUCUGCUCGUUGUCCUUACCAGAAAAGAACAAUGGCAACCCUUCAUUUCAUUCCAUCUCCUUCCUUCAUUCUCAACAAACCAAGACCCACCACACUUUCUACCUCCCAGUUCAACCCCAGAGCCCGCCAUGGCUCCUUCAGAUUCUCAACUGUCAUUGCAAGGUCUUACAAAGUGGUGAUAGAGCAUGAGGGUCAAUCCACAGAGCUAGAGGUAGAGCCCGAUGAAACCAUUCUAUCCAAGGUAUUGGACUCUGGCUUGUUUGUGCCACAUGACUGUAAGCUCGGGGUGUGCAUGACUUGCCCUGCUAAGCUCUUAAGCGGCGAGGUGGAUCAGAGUGAUGGUAUGCUUAGUGAUGAUGUUAUGGAGCGUGGAUUUGCACUGCUGUGUGCAGCUUAUCCAAGAUCAGAUUGCCAUAUCAAGACAAUUCCUGAGGAAGAACUGCUGUCAUUGCAGUUAGCAACAGCUAAUGAUUGAAUUGUUGGUUGUGCUUGCUUUUCGGUCACUGAAAGGUUUGUGUACGUUCGAGACUAUCCUUGUCCUUGAAUGAGUUGGUGUUAGCUUAUUGGAUACUUUUAGAGGUAAAAUUCGAUUGGAAAUUUAUGUUUGUCGGUCCCUAAUCAUGACAAGACAAUACUAGGAUUAUCUCAUCAACUAGCGUUGUAAUAUGCCUUGAAAAAUAUUAAUUUGCAUCCUUCA